Messenger RNA from Plasmodium gonderi, 1245 nucleotides. RefSeq lists its product as hypothetical. Lineage: Eukaryota; Apicomplexa; Aconoidasida; Haemosporida; Plasmodiidae. The record is from RefSeq and is a predicted model, not a curated record. The transcript has 7 exons. Bases 1 to 1245 code for a protein of 414 amino acids.
AUGGAAACUUUCAAUAUUCGAAAUAGUGUCCAUAUAGAUUUGUUGGAACCAUUAAUUACAAUCAGUGUAGUAUUUAUUUGUUUAUACAUGAUUAUAAGUACUGAAAACCCUGCAUAUUAUUUAAUCAGAAGUUUUUUUUUUAAGAGCAAGAUAUUUUUUUGGGAAAUAAAAGAUAUUUUUACAAAUAUUAAUUUUUUUGCUCUUACCUUUUCAUCCUUUUUUUUUGUUUCGUAUCAUAUUUCACAAGUAUUAAGUCAUAAAAAUAUCAAGCCCCUUUUUUGUGUCAAUUACGACUAUUACGACAGAAUUCUUAAUUACAACUUGAAAGAUGUAAAUAUCAAGUUCAUGUUUCAAAAUGGCAUUAGCGAAAAUUAUUUUAUUAAUUUUUUGCAUUCAUUUAAGUUCUUUUUUAAUAUAUAUUUUUUAAAUGACACCAGUUUUUUAAACACAGUCUUUACCUUCUUUUUCGUCUUCAUUCUUCUGUCUUUAUAUGCAAAACAAGUCAAUCGGGCUGUGUUCAUAAUCACCACCCUGGGAAAUGCAAUUAUAUCGGGAUUCGUUCUAGUGUUUUUUUUAAAAAAAGUUUUAAACGUUGAAUAUAACCAAUGUGGUGAAGAAAUAUUUUCUUUCCUAUUUUUAAUAUUCUUUUACAUAAGCAACCCAUACUUAAGUGUUUUCCAGUACAAUGACAGAAGCCUUCAUCCAUACCACGGCACAGAAUUACGAUUGUACAUUCACUUAUUAUUUUUUGUAAGAUAUGUAAUCUAUAAUGGGGAGUUUUAUGAAAUCAAGGCGCUAGUAUCUGUACUAAUAUAUUUUACUAUGUUCCUCAGACAGAUAAUGGAUAGCUUUGAGGUACAAACAUUCAUGAAGAUUCUGUGGUUGGUAGCUUAUUAUUUGGUUAAUAAUUACAUCCCAUUUGCAUUUUCGGGAAAUUUUACCCUGUCCAAAAUUUUUGAUUCAAAUAUAGGGGACGUGUUACGCAACGAGUUUAAGAACAACUUUUCUCUCUAUCACUUCAACAUCAUUUCAAGAAUACCAUUUAACUACUUAAUAAGCAAACUUUCAUUUUUCUGGAUCCCUUACAUUCUACUAACGAAAGAUAACAAAAAUCUCAAGUAUGUGAUAAUGCUCCUGAUUAUUAUUAAUUUGAUAGCCACAUGUACCUACUUGACCAAUAAUACCUUUCCUGGAAUCCCACUCAACAUGUUACUUUUAUAUUCCUUAAGUAAAAUUGGAAUUUAA